Molecule: messenger RNA, 4151 nt
Organism: Peromyscus eremicus (cactus mouse)
Lineage: Eukaryota; Metazoa; Chordata; Mammalia; Rodentia; Cricetidae
Product: collagen alpha-1(I) chain
Exons: 2
Coding region: 372-3281 (969 amino acids)
Source: RefSeq, a predicted model, not a curated record
GCCGGAGCUGGGGGAAUUCUGGGAAGCAGAGUUAGGCAGAGGGGGACAAGUGAGAGGAGAUCUUACCCCGGGCUCCUCUAGCAGCUCCGCCCCUCCAAUUACCUUUCCAUUUGUCAGGCUUUAGGGGGGCCGCGGCUGGGGGCGGCGUCCGGGACUGGGCGGGGGUACGGAGAGAGCUAGGAGGCAGAAAGGCGGCGAGGGCCGGACUCGAGUGUUGUGAGUGCCUGUGCGGGGCACGCUGUCUAGGGGAACAGGUGCAAAGACAGCGUGCCUGAAGUUGCGUUGGGGAAAGGAAUUGUCCGGGAGCUGCGAGCCCGGCGGUGGGCCACGGGCCCUUGCCCGAGCUGCGCAGGUGUACGCUGGCAGCAAAGAUGCCGGCUCGUUGCGUGGUGGCCGGCAGGUCUCGGCGGGGUGUUCGGCCUCUGUGGGCAAGGAGGUGGGGUGCAAGGAUGUCCCGAGGCUAUGGAGUAAGGCGCCGGGCGAGGUCUUCAGUGCGGCGGAUGCGCUGUACAAGCAUAGGGAGGCUGCGGGAUGGUCGGCGGGCUUUGGGGAGGAGACGAACUACGGAGGCCACGAUGCCCCAUGGGGUAAACAGGGCCUCUGGGACACCUGGGACUGCAGGCUCAGUUGAAGCAGGAAUGGACCCAGGGGCAGUGUGGGUGAACGGGGCUGUGGGCGAGCCCGAGGUGACUGGGCCUGCUGGGUCUGUGUGGGUCACUAGAUCUGGGAAGGAGCCAGAUGAUAGUAGUCCACCAAGCUGCGAGAGAAAAGGUCGACCAGGAACACUUGGCCACGAGAGCAUCCUGGAACUGUGGUUGAAGGUGCAAGCUAUGAGGGUAGCUUCAGGAUGCUGGGAAGGAAGCAGAGUGGAGCUCCAUCCUGUUCCUGCAGGAGAGGGGCCAGUCGAAAAGGGUGUUCCCGGGCGAGCGUCCUGGGUAGAGACCAGCAGAGGUGGUGUCACAGGACCCUGGGUGAGAGGACAUGCUAGGACAUUCCCUCGGGCCUCAGGACUACCCUCAGCUAGGGGAAUAGAGGCAGGUUGUGAGAGACUCUCUGUCUUCUGUAGGCAGGGACAAGCUGGGAAGGCGCCUCCUGCUGUGGGUGGACCUGGGGUAGUGGAGAAGCUAGGCUGGGCUGCCUCGGGCCCUUGGGAAGAAAGACAACCUGUGGGGCUACCUGUGGCCAUAGGAUGGUCUGAGGCUGUGAAAAGGUCCAGAGCUGGAGAAAUGAUGGAAGGUGGAGGUACCCCGGGUUCAUGUUGGGAAGGGCAGUCUGUGCAGGUUUCUGGGGCUCUGGCAGAGGAAGCUGUAUAUGGGCCCAUGUUAUGGGAAAAGGGGCAAAUUGUAGGGCCGCCUGAUGCCUUGAUGGUACUACCCAGGGCUGUGGAAGAUGAAACCGCCUCCCGGGCGGCCACAGGGUUGUGGCAAAGGAGACAAGAGGUGGAGGGUAUGGGUUCUAGGGGUAUUCCUGGCCUGAGGGCCAUGGGACAGUAUGUAGGAGUCCCUUGUGCUGGAGAAGAGGGAGCCAGAUGUGGAGGUGACCCAGGGUCAUGGGGAGCUGCACAGCCUGCAGAGCUGUCCGCUUCUGAGGAGCAAGAGGCAGGUUCCCGGGGUGCCCAGGGCCCGUGGGGUGUAGAACAGGCAAUGGGAGCACCCAGGGCUUUGGGAAAGGAGGCAGAUGAUGCAGGUGUUCCAGGACUGUGGGGAACAGGACAGCUGCCAGGCUUGCAGACUGUGGUGGUGUCAGGAGACAGGGGAGAAGAAACCAGCUAUGAUGUUUCAGGUCUGUGGGAGAGGCCGCAAUCUCUAGGGGCUCCUCUAGCUGAGGCAUUACCGGGGCCAGUUAUGGAAGAGACACUCAGUGGGAAUCUCCUAAGCCUGUGGGAAAGAAGGCGGGUCAUAAGGGAGCAAGAGGCUCAAGGUCCUGCAGCUUUAGGGAUACCCGGGGCUAUGGAUCAGGAUGUCACUUGUAGAGCUCUGUCAUGUCCGUGCAGGAGGAGGAGGGCAGUGGGGGGGUGUGAGACAGUUGUGAUGCCAAAAUACAGGUGUGCCACAGAAAGAGUCCCCUCAGCUCUGGGUGUACCUGAUGCCUUGUGGGUGUGUCAAGAAAGCAGCUCCGCAGAUGCUGUGAACCUGCAGGGAAGGACUCCUGCUGCCUUUGGGAAGCCCAGGGCUCCUGAGGAAUACUCAUCUGUGGUAGAGGAUACUGAAUCUGGGACUCUCUCUGGUUCACAGGGAAGGAGACAAGCUGUUGGGGUUCCCAUGACUCCUAAGAUACGUGGUUCUCUGGAGGUAGAGGCUGGCUCCGGAGGUUUCUCAGGCUUGUCAGGAAGGAGGCUAACAGUAGGUAAACCUGUGACUGCAGGGAUAUCCCCUGCUGGUGUGGCCGUGGCUCCCAGGACAUCUUGUUCUAUGUGGGAGCAUAUUAGCUCUAGGAGAGUCUCAGACUCAGCAGAAGGCAGACCACCUGCAGGGGUAUCCAUGACUGUGGGGCUCCCUGAGGCCACAGGAGAUGAGGCACUAGCUGAGGGUUUACAAAGAAGACAGUCUGCCUCGAUGCCUGUGGCUGCUAGAAUUGCCACAACUGUGGAAGUGCCCGCAGCUUGUGGGCUCUUCGGGCCUCACAGGGUGGUGGAUAGUGCCUGUGGAGAAAGCUCGGGGAUAUGGCAAAGAAGACAAAUGACUGAUCUGUCCACUGCUGCCAGAAUCCCUAACCUUGGGAUAGAAGCAGGCUCUGAAGGUGUCUCUGGUCUGUGGAGGAGGAACAGUCGGGAAGUUCCUGAGGUAGUGAGGGGGGCAUUGCAUCAGGGGACGCUUGCAGCUGUUGGGGCUCCCGUGGUGGGACGUGUGCCUGCUGCAGUGUGGGUGACUGGCUCCCCCAGAGAGGAGGCAAGUGGAGGUGUCUCUGACCUGAUGGUGGUUAGGAGACAGUCUGAUGAGGGAGCAAGGGCAUCAGGGGAGGAAACAGGGAGUAGAGGGGUCCUGGGACUUGCAGGGAGGGGCCAGGCUGUGGGGAUGUCUUACACCCAUGAGCUUGGUGCCAGGAUGUGGGGCAGUCCAAGGUCUGUGAGGGAGGGAACAACCUAUGAGAAUGUUCCCAGAGUAUCUGCAGUGAGGACAACUGUGCCCUCAGUUUCAAGGGAGGAAACAGGCCUUGGCCAUUUCAGAGAGAAUCUGCAGGGGAAUGGGGGCAGACCUGUGGGAGGAGUUCCUGAAGCUGGAGUGAGAGGGAAUGAUUUGGGAGAGAGGGGGGAGGGUGGAUUGAGGGGCACCUUCCAGUAGCUUUGUAGAAAGCAAGUUGGAAAUUGUCCUGGGAUUCUGGGAGGGAAGAGGUUGGGGAACGGUUUGUCUUGGGUAUAAGUGAAGGAACAGAUUAGUUCUUCAGAACCAUGAGGGACCUCAUGGUUCCUGGAGAGAUACUUUGUGGCAAUGUCACAGGCUGUGCAGAGAGACUAACUGGGAGACUUCUGUAAAGAUGGGGAAUGCAUUGCAAGGAGAGGGCUAUCCCAGGACUUUGUAUAGGGGAAUGGGGUGGGGUGGGUGUCCCUGGACUUGUGUGUGAAUGUGUGUGUGACUGAUGACUUGAGGUGUACAGCCCCAACUCUGCAGCUCAUUCUGUGGCUUCAGCUCCAGCCCUGUGGUACUGGCAGGCCAGUUGGCAUUGCCUUACUCAUGUGCCUCCCAUCUGCCUCUUGGAUCAUGUCUCCGUAGUCUUAGAAACAAGGAAUCGUGUACAGCUGUCUUUAUGUUCCUACAAAUGCAUCUGCCUUGAAGAGAAUCCAGUCUGUAAACUUAAGAUUUUUUUUUUCUCUCUUAACCUGGAAUUUCCCAGUUGAUUUACAAUAGGAUUCUUUGAGAGAACAAAUUCUCCAGUGUAUUUAAAACUUACAAUUUCUCAGAAAAUUGUUCAACGCAACCAUGUUGAGUUAAAUUGUUUCCUGUGUUCAAGUAGUGAUUGUGGGAAAUAAAAGAGUGACAAGGCCCUCAAGUCUCAAGGAGCCUUGUCCAGCUGGAAAGCUGAGACACAGACCUUGAAAUAGGAAGAUUUGCCUGAUGACUUGGUGGUCACUGAUGUUCUUCAUCACCUGACGUGAUGGGACCAAGCCAGACAUCUACCUGUGUUCAUCUAGCAUCCAGUAUCCAACUAGAUGG